AUGCAACGACUUUUAUGGAUUUAUUGCCAAAUUAGAUUUGCACAAUAUCUACUUCAAUUCAUUGCAAAUGUAAUCAUUCCGGAUCAUGAUGCACGUGCCUUCAAUCCACCUUUAUGGUCAUUCGACAAGGGC
Messenger RNA from Rotaria socialis, 132 nucleotides. NCBI's taxonomy places the organism in Eukaryota, Metazoa, Rotifera, Eurotatoria, Philodinida, Philodinidae. The record is from the annotation of a GenBank genome assembly.